This is a messenger RNA of Ricinus communis (castor bean), 2471 nucleotides long. RefSeq lists its product as uncharacterized. Gene Ontology annotation, molecular function: RNA methyltransferase activity; RNA binding. The record is from RefSeq and is a predicted model, not a curated record. The transcript has a single exon. Bases 293 to 2020 code for a protein of 575 amino acids. Gene Ontology annotation, cellular component: chloroplast. Gene Ontology annotation, biological process: rRNA methylation. NCBI's taxonomy places the organism in Eukaryota, Viridiplantae, Streptophyta, Magnoliopsida, Malpighiales, Euphorbiaceae.
AAUACAGUCAGCAAAAAACUCUGAAAAGGCAGCAGCCCAGCCCAAGGCUUGCUGCCAUUGUUAAUUAGAUCCUUUAAAAGUAGUUCUACAAAUCCAGCCCAGCCUAAGCACUGUAGAAAAUCUCUGGCUGUUCUGUUUGAUAGGUCCAAUAAUUCGUGUGAGCCCAGGAUAAGAGUUUCAUGACAGCUCUGCUUAAACAGGGUUAUCCUCUUUCUCCUUUGAAUUUGCUUGUUCGUGCUUUAAUUAAAUUCAUCUCCUUGCUACCCAUUUUUGUGAUUUUUUUGCACAUAUAAUGUACUCUACUCUAGCAAAAACCCAAUCAUUUCCUAUUGUGUUUAGGGUUUCCUCAAAACCCAGAUACGGCAAACAAUUCCACAAUCUAAACCCUAAAUGUGUCAGCUUCGCACCACUUCCACUCGAAAUUAAUGAUAGGUUUGUGAGACCAGCAAAGGCUUCUAAUUGGGAAAUGAGUAAUUUAGCUAGAGGUAGAUGUAUUUUAAGUAGCCUCAGAAGUAGUGCAAGUUGUUGUUCACUGUUAAGAGCUAGAAGUUUCUCCAGCUCACAUUCUCAGAGCGUAGCUGGUGAAAGGAGCAAUGCAGUGAGAGAUGGAAAGUCACUUCCUUGGUUAAGUUCUAGAAGAGUUAAAGAAUUGAAAGGAUUGGAGAAAAGGGUAAGUGCGUAUAAUAAUGGUCCUUCUUCUUGGAAGAAGUCAGAUAAAAGAUUGGAGAAAAUAGCUAACGGCUCGUCAUGGGAGGAAUCAGCGAAGAGGUUAGAGAAAGAUGCAGAUUCUGUUAAAAACUUAGAAAAAGAGGGAGUUACAAGAAGUGCUCGAUCUUCUUGGGAGGAAUCGGUGGAACCUGCUUUGGAAAGUAAUAGAAAUAGAAUGGUGGGUAGAGUGAAAGACAGGGAGUAUGAUUGUGGUUUUAAUGAAACAAAUGCAAGUGUAGAUAAGGAAGAAGAAGGAGAAGGUGAAUUGGAUGUUUCUGAAGAUCCGAGAUGGGAUAAGAUUAAAAAUAGGUUCAAUGGAAUGACGAAUGCCAAAGGCAGGACUGAGAAAACUGAGUUCAAUAGGUGGAAUAAGCAGGAAAAUUGGGGUAGAAAGACAUGGAGAGAAGCUACUGAGUCGACUUUGCCUAAGAUGGUUGGUGGAGGCGUGUAUGGAGUUGGUCCUGUUUUGGCUGCAUUGUCAGCUGCUAGAAGAGAAUUCUAUGCAUUGUAUGUUCAAGAAGGAUUGGAUUUGACUAAUAAUAAGAAGAAGAAGGACAAGAAAGGGUUUGAGAAGGUGUUGAAGAUGGCUCAGAGAAUUGGUUUAAGCAUAAGGAGAGUUUCAAAACAUGAUCUAAAUAUGAUUGUUGACAAUCGUCCUCAUCAGGGCCUUGUGCUAGAUGCUUCACCACUGGAGAUGGUGAAAAUAAUGGAAUUGGAUCCUGUUUCAUCUGAGGAUGAGAAAGGUUCUCUUUGGGUAGCUUUGGAUGAGGUUACUGAUCCUCAGAACUUGGGAGCAAUUAUUAGGUCUGCCUAUUUCUUUGGGGCUGCAGGAAUAGUGCUCUGUGCAAAAAAUUCAGCCCCUUUAAGUGGGGUUGUAAGCAAAGCAAGUGCAGGAUCACUUGAAAUAAUGGAGCUUAGGUAUUGCAGGAAUAUGAUGCAGUUCUUAGUAUCAUCAGCUGACAAUGGUUGGCGAGUUCUUGGAGGUUCUGUUGCUUCAAUGGCUGUUCCUUUAAAUGAAGUAGUGCCUGGUGAACCCACAAUUCUUGUAUUGGGUAGCGAGGGUACUGGCUUGAGGCCAUUAGUGGAGAGAUCAUGUACUCAAUUAGUUCGGAUCCCUGGAAACAUUCCUAUGGAUGUCACAAUGGGAGGCAACGAUGUUGUUGAAUCCGAAGAAAUAAAUCUUCAGCAUUCAAGUGAAGGGUUCCGAUCCUUUUUGGCUGUGGAGAGUUUGAAUGUUAGUGUUGCAGCAGGUGUGCUUCUUCACCACUUAAUUGGGAGCAACCAAAUGGCAAAGAACUCUAUAGAUGAUUAAGGAACUAGAAUCAGACUAGUGAAGCUGCUUUCUUAUUACCAAAUACUUGCUAUACCAAUUUUAUUAGUUGUAGGGUACAUCUGCUAAUGGGAUGGUUCUCGAUUGACCUCUUGAUGAAAACAUGUGCAGCAGAAAUCCCCAUUUUGGUAACAUGAGAUUCUUGACCCUGGUUGUCCUCUCAAUUAUCUAGUUUCUACAUGUAAACGUUUAUAUAUAUCCUAUCCUUUCUCUUCAUUUUGGUUCUUUCUGCAAUACAUGACCUCAUGAGGAAGGUGAGGCUUAGUUCUGGUCUUAUUGAUUGCAUGUUUUUUGCUGAGUGCUUGCACCACGGUGGAGAGAGUGAUAGUUGCAAGCCUUGGUAUCUCAUUAGUAUUGGCUUGUAACUAGUGGAAAGUUUCUCACAAAACAAAUGAGAUUAUGAUAUAUGGGCUUUCUUCUGCUUUUGAUGUCA